CUGUCGUAGUGUUGUAUCGUCUUCCGCGCGGCGUCGUUACCGUCCUUGCCGCCGAUUCCGAUCGUCUUACGUUCGUUCGUGUCACGCAUGUGUCUUGCGGUUCGAGUUCAGUGCGUUUUUGGCGUUUGUUCGGCCUGGUGUGAGCUAGGCUAUACAAUUUCGUCGAUUUGUAAUGCGCGCGAACACGCCGAAAAAAAAAUAAAAGUUGACUUUCCGAUGUAGGAUUUUUGCACGAUAAAAAACUCGCAGUGCGUGCGAUUCGAGUUUACGUCGUUUUGUUGCCGACUAUUAUUGUUGUUGUUGUCGUUUUUUCGUCGCGAAUUCAUUAAAUCAAUUUGUGUUUUUGAAUAACGAGUGAGCCGACGACAGUAAUAAAGACCCUGCCGACGGGGAAAAUGCGCAAAAAAUGGAUGGCGACCGCCGCCGUCCGGUUGUUGCUAUUUGCGCUUUUGUUCGCCCAACACGGACCGACCGCGACGUCGUGGGCCAUCGACGAUGCGAGCGGUUCUGCCGCCGCGUCGCUGUUGGCGGCCGAACACGAGUCCGUCGUCGACAAUUUCUUCGCCGCUUACUUCGAACAGCCCUGUUGCGUCCGUCCGCGGCACGUCAGACACCACAAGAAUCACGUGCGAGAGUUAUCCUGCGGCCGAAUGUACUACAGGACUUUUCACUUGGAUGAAAAUCGUGACACAUUAUACGUCGGUGCCAUGGAUCACGUGUACCGGCUCAACCUGAGCAACAUCAGCCACUCAAGCUGCAAGCAGGAUUCCAUAAAUCUGGAACCGUCAAACAUUAUGAGCUGCACGUCCAAAGGAAAAUCUGAGAAUUUCGAUUGCCGAAAUCACAUCAGAGUCAUCCAGUCGAUCGGUGACGGUAGCCGAAUAUACAUUUGCGGCACAAACGCGCACAAUCCAAAGGAUUACGUGAUUUACUCCAAUUUGACACAUCUUCCUAGACACGAGUACGUGCCCGGCGUGGGUCUGGGCACGGCUAAAUGUCCGUACGAUCCGCUAGACAACUCGACGGCCAUUUGGUCAGAAAAGGGCAAUCCGGGGCAAUUGCCGGCUCUGUAUAGUGGUACCAACGCCGAGUUCACGAAAGCAGACACAGUUAUUUUCCGGACGGACCUGUACAAUUUGACCACGGGACGCAAGGAGUUCGCGUUCAAGAGGACGCUCAAAUACGACUCCAACUGGCUCGAUAAACCCGAUUUUGUGGGCUCCUACGACAUCGGCCAAUAUGUCUUCUUCUUCUUCCGCGAAACCGCCGUCGAGUACAUCAAUUGUGGCAAGAGCAUUUUUUCGCGCGUAGCCAGGGUGUGCAAGAAGGACACAGGCGGCAAAAGCAUACUUAGCCACAACUGGGCCACGUACCUGAAGGCCCGGCUCAACUGCUCCAUACCCGGAGAAUAUCCGUUCUACUUCAACGAAAUCCAGAGCAUUUACAAAGUGCCGGAUGACGAUACACUUUUCUACGGCGUGUUCACCACUUCCACUACCGGGCUGAUGGGAUCGGCUAUAUGCACAUUCCGGUUAGAGGACAUCGAUCACGCGUUUGCUGGCCGAUUCAAGGAACAAGCCAGUUCCACUUCGGCCUGGCUCCCAGUACUGUCUACCAAGGUACCGGAGCCCAGACCGGGACAGUGCGUCAACGACACGGAGACAUUGCCAGAUUCCGUAUUGAAUUUCAUACGCAGUCACCCUCUCAUGGACGAGGCGGUAGCGCACAAAGACAACGAACCGGUGUUCUACAUGCGUGACUUGUUCUUCACGCGUCUCGUAGUAGACGUUCUCGAUUACGUCGUGUUUGGAAAUCAUCUACACUACACCGUGUAUUAUGCUGCUACCAACGAAGGCCGCGUUUACAAAGUAGUCCAAUGGUAUAACGAUGAAGGUGUACCCGGAUCUGCUCUUCUGGACAUAUUUGACAUCAUGCCCGGUCUGCCCAUCACGGCGAUGGAAAUAUCUAGAAAGCACAAAGCCCUGUAUGUGGCGUCCGAUGAAAGCGUCCGACAGAUAUACUUGUCAAUGUGCACUCACCGGUACGACAGCUGCUUGCGAUGCGUCCACGACCCGUAUUGUGGAUGGGACAAACAGACCAAGACCUGCAAACCCUACCAGCCCGGACUCUUGCAGGACGUGACCAACUCGUCGCGAAGCGUGUGCGAAAGCUCGGUGGUUAACAAGAGAUUGACCGUAACGUUCGGCCAGAGCGUACACCUCAGCUGUUUCGUGAAGAUGCCGCAAGUGCUAAAAGUGUACCCUGUCACCUGGUACCAUCACAGCAAGGAGAAGGGACGGUACAUGGUCUCGUUCAGCCGAGUGGAAAAAUACAUUGCCACCGUCGAAGGGGGCAUGGUGAUCGUCGGAGCGUCAGAAGAGGACGGCGGCCGUUACGACUGUCAACUGGCCGGUGCCUUGUUGUGCACGUUCAACUUGACGGUGGACGCGCAUCGGUGUUCGCCGCCGGCCCGCUCAGCGGACUACCAUCGGGUGUACUCGGACUGGUGCCACGAGUUCCAGAAGUACAAGAGCGCGAUGAAAUCUUGGGAAAAAAAACAAGCUCAAUGCAGUAGCUCAAGACAAAACGAGACCGCGAUCGCCCAGGGUCUCCUGUCAAACGAAUUAAACGCAAGCCCGACCCUGUAAGGAGGAGAUACCAUAUAAUAAUAAUAUUAUGUACGAGAUGCCGCCGACACAACCGCCGCCACUACCACCACAGCCACCGCAAACACCAGCCCCGUCCCGUGUACACGCUAUAUAUAUAUAUAUAUAUACGUAUAAAUAUAUAUAUAUAUAUAUAUAUAUAUGUAUUGUAUUAUAAUAUGCAUUUGUGUUAUGAUAUAACAUCACUGUCGUGUCAAGUCAUCCCACCGCCGCGGAAAAAAAAAGUAAAAAAAUGUAAUAACAAUAUAAUAUAAUAUUGUAUAAGGUAAAAACGUCAUCAUACAGUCAUUGUCGUCGUCGUCGUCAUAGUCGUUAAGUAUAAUAUAGUAUAAGAGGAUUUUCUUCUUUUUUUUUUUUUUUUUAUUA
Molecule: messenger RNA, 3032 nt
Organism: Melanaphis sacchari
Lineage: Eukaryota; Metazoa; Arthropoda; Insecta; Hemiptera; Aphididae
Gene: Sema2a
Product: semaphorin-2A
Exons: 14
Coding region: 396-2648 (750 amino acids)
Biological process (GO): positive regulation of cell migration; neural crest cell migration; negative chemotaxis
Molecular function (GO): semaphorin receptor binding; chemorepellent activity
Source: RefSeq, a predicted model, not a curated record